This is a messenger RNA of Ictalurus punctatus (channel catfish), 2208 nucleotides long. RefSeq names its product lecithin retinol acyltransferase. Gene Ontology annotation, molecular function: phosphatidylcholine-retinol O-acyltransferase activity. The record is from RefSeq and is a predicted model, not a curated record. NCBI's taxonomy places the organism in Eukaryota, Metazoa, Chordata, Actinopteri, Siluriformes, Ictaluridae. Gene Ontology annotation, biological process: retinol metabolic process. The transcript is spliced from 2 exons. The coding region runs from base 1142 to 1849 and encodes 235 amino acids.
AAGAGAAAAUAUAAAGUAUAUUUCAUUCAGUAAUAAAAUAAUGAUCUGCGAACGCUGUGGUGUAAGAGGAAUAAAACACUUGGAGGUGUGCUGUUAUGGGAAAAUAAUCAGCUUCAGGGAGGAAACAGUAACUCAAUCACACCACGCUGUUGAUUAUUUUCCGAUAACUGCACACCACCAAAUGAUUUAUUCUGUACGUGUUACUGAUGAUGUGUAACUUUCACACGGACUGCUGAUCGGACAGGAAGUGGUUUAGUCUGUGAGCUGGACUGCAGUUACUGGGCUUCAGUCUGUGCUUCUGUGGUGCAGUAAUAUUCUACACAGAGGUUAUAUGUAAUAUAUUUACAUGAUUUAUUUUAAAACCUUCAUUAUGCAGUGCAUGACCUAUAAUGAAUUAUUUAAAAGUGAUAUUUCUGUGAAUGAGUGUAUCUUCCUGUGUGCAGUCAUACAGGAGGAGGAGAGCCACACGUGCAGAUUAAACUCAGAUUCACUGUGAUGCUCAUUUUAUUUUAUCCUCACUGAAUGUGGAUUUAAACUACACACUUACAAAAUGUAGGAAAUGUGUUUGUCCCUGUGAUGGAGUGUGAUGGAGUGUGAUGGGGUGUGAUGGAAUGUGAUGGGGUGUGAUGGAGUGUGAUGGAAUGUGAUGGAGUGUGCUGGAAUAUGAUGGGGUGUGAUGGAAUGUGAUGGAGUGUGAUGGAUUUUUAAUGAAGCUAAGAGAAGUGGAUGUGAAUAUAUCUGCCAUUUCACUUUUUUCAAGUCACACACACAGCAGCAGCAGCUAUAAACAGUCGUUCCCUCAUCAGUUAAUAAAACAGAAAAACUUGUCGGAAUGAAGCCUCAUUUGCAUGUUCUUCACUUUCUCCGGUUUGAGUUGCAAUAAAAACACUGGUAAUAAAACCGGAAAUGCGCUGUGAAGACUGAUUGUUUUGGGGGUUUUUUUUGUUUGUUUGAUUGUUUGUUGAACCCUCUGUUCCUCGGCAGUGUGUUUAAUAAAAAAAAGUCUUCAGUGUUUGUGUUAACGUGUGAAAGUUUUCUUUCUGAACUCUGUAACUCAAAUUCCUCCAGAUUCUGACGUCACUGCGAGGAGACCCGCAGAGCGCGCGCUACUUCCUCUUUGGAGAGGAGCGGAGACUCGGGCAUGAUGUUGGACUCGCUGCUGCUGCUGUUGCAGAAAAUGUUCUUGUUUGCGCACCGGGACUUUUUCAGCGUCGUGGCAUCGAGAGCCGACAAGCCGAGGCGCGCGGAGAGGACGGAGCGCGCAGGAGCGGAAGUCACAGCGCAGCUCGAGCGCGGAGAUCUGCUCGAGGUUCCCCGCACGCUGUUCGUGCACUUCGGGAUCUACUUGGGCGACGGGAAGGUGGCGCACCUCAUCCCCGACAUCCUACCGCUUCUCACGCGCGAUGAGCUCCGCGUCCGCGCCGUGGUGAGCAACAAGCGGCUGCUGCUGGGAGUGCUGUGCCGCAGAGCCGCCGUGCGCGUCGACACGCUCGAGGACUUCGUGUACGGGGCGCGCGUGCUGCUCAUCAACGCCAUGGACGGUGUGCUCGGUGUGCAGCCCGCGCCUAACGAGGAGGUCGCGCGCACGGCGGAAAAACUGAUCGGCGCUGUUCGCUACAGCCUCCUGUGGAACAACUGUGAGCACUUCGUCACGUUCUGCCGAUACGGUACCGGGAUCAGCCUGCAGACCGACAAGUUUUGUGAGUGCCUGAAAUCUGUUCUCCGGGAUCAGAGGAGUGUCCUGGUCACUUCAGUCACUGGGAUAUUUCUCAUAUUGUUCCUGGGAUUAUCCGCAUGCACAGCACUUCCUGUCCUUCUCGUCUCCUUCAUCCUCUGGAUGGUCGGAUAAAAGACUUUUAUCAUGGUGUCUACAUCAUGCUUCAUUACAUCUGUGUUCAGUUUAACACAGGUUUGUCUACGUGUGUGUGUGUGUGUGUGUUGUAGUGAGAUAUCACUAAACUGUACUAACAGUGGCUCUAAUGUUUUUAUGUUUAUUGAAGUUUAACAGUUUUAUGUUAAUCACGUGUGCCCUGUGAUGGGUUGCUCCCCUGUCCGUGGUGUCCCCCGCCCUGUGCCCCGAGCUCCCCGGGACAGGCUCCAGGCUCCCCGCGACCCUGUGUAGGAUAAGUGGUAUGGAAAAUGGAUGGAUGUUAAUCACGUAUGUUUUUGUACUCUACUCAGUGAAUGUUAAUAAAUGUUUAAAACAGA